UGUCCUUUCGGUCAUAACUCAAGGCUCAUCACCAUCGGUGAGGAUAGGGAUGUUGAUCGACUGUUAAAUUGAGAGCUUUGCCUUCAAGCUUAGCUCCCUCUUCACCAUGACAGACCGAUACAGGGUUUGCAUCACUGCAGACGAUGCACCGAUCCGCCUGUCGAUCUCACAAUCCACUCUUCUCUCACUCGUGAACAAGUCCCCGAGGUACUUGAACUCCUCCACUUGGGGCAGGAUCUCCUCCCCAACUCGGAGAUGGCACUCCACCCUUUUCCGGGCGAGAACCAUGGACUCGGACUUGGAAGUGCUGAUUUUUAUUCCGGGCGCUUCACACUCAGCUGCGAACCGAUCCAGCGAGAGCUGAAAAUCCUGGCCAGAUGAGGCCAGCAGGACCACAUUAUCCGGAAAAAGAGACCUAAUCCUGUAGCUGCCAAACCGGAUCUCCCUUCAACACACUGACUGCGCCGAGAAAUUCUGUCCAUAAAAGUUAUGAACAGAAUUGGCGACAAAGAGCAGCCCUGGCGGAGUCCUACCCUUACUGCAGACGGAUCCGACUUAAAUAAAUAAAUAAAUGAUAAAUGGGUUUUACUUGUAUAGCGCUUUUCUACCUUCAAGGUACUCAAAGCGCUUUGACACUACUUCCACAUUUACCCAUUCACACACACAUUCACACACUGAUGGAGGGAGCUGCCAUGCAAGGCGCUAACCAGCACCCAUCAGGAGCAAGGGUGAAGUGUCUUGCUCAGGACACAACGGACAUGACGAGGUUGGUACUAGGUGGGGAUUGAACCAGGGACCCUCGGGUUGCGCACGGCCACUCUUCCACUGCGCCACGCCGUCCCGACUUACUGCCUGCAAUGCGGACCAAGCUUUGACACUGAUCAUACAGGGAUCGGUCCAAUACCUCAUACUUUCUGAGCACUCUCCACAGGACUUCCCGAGGGACACGGUCGAAUGCCUUCUCCAAGUCCACAAAACACAUGUUGACUGGUUGGGCAAACUCCUAUGCACCCUCAAGGACCCUGCCAAGAGUAUAGAGCCGGUCCACAGUUCCACGACCAGGAGGAAAACCUAAUUGCGCCUCCUGAAUCCGAGGUUCGAAUAUCCGGUGCAGCGUCCUCUUCAGUACACCUGAAUAGACCUUACCGUGAAGGCUGUGGAGUGUGAUGCCUCGAUAAUUGGAACACACCCUCCGGUUACCCUUCUUAAAGAGAGGAACCCCCUCCCGGUCUGCCAAUCUAGAAGCACCGCCCCCGAUGUCCAAGCAAUACUGCAGUGUCUUGUCAACCAAAGCAGCCCCACGGCAUCCAGAGCAUUAAGGAACUCCGGGCGGAUUCCUGCCACCGAGGAGCUUCUUAACUACCUCAGCCCCAGAAAUAGGAGAGCCCACCGCGGAGUCCCCAGGCACUGCUUCCUCAAUGGAAGACGUGCAGGUGGACUUGAGGAGGUCUUCGAAGCAUUCCUUCCACCGAUCCACAACAUCCCCAGUCAACAUCAGCAGCACACUAUCCCCACCACACACGAUGUUGACAGAUCACUGCUUCCCCCUCCUAAGGCGGCAGAUGGACGGCAUCCCUCACCAUUGGUGUCCAUCAGCGGGUUCUGGGAUUACCGCCUUGGCAGGCACCGACCACAGCUCCGAUCGGCUGCCUUGAAAAUAGAUGCACGUAACAUGGUCCACUCGGACUAAAUAUCCAGCACCUCCCUCGUAACAUGUUCCAAGUUCUCCCGGAGGUGGGAAUUGAACCUCUCUAUGAUGGUAGACUCUGCCACACAUUCCCGGCAGACCCUCACUAUGCGCUUGAGUCUGCCAGGUCUGUCCGGCAUUCUCCCCCAUCAAAAGCGCCACCCCUCUCUCACCCGAGUGUCCAAAACAUGAGACCACAAAUCCGAUGAUACAUCCACAAAGUCGAUCAUCAAACUGCGGAGCCUUUAUGUUUGAACAUUGUGUUUUUUAUGGACAGUCUUUGAUGAGCACAAAAGUCCAAUAACAAAACACCACUAAGGUUCAGAUCAGGGCAACACUUUCUCUCAAUCACGCCUCUUCAGGUCUGACUGUUGUUGCCAAUGUGAGUGUUGAAGUACCCAGUAGAACAAGGGAAUCACCAGAAGGAGCACUCUUCAGUACUCCCUCUCGGGACUCCAAAACAGGGCAGGUACCAUGAACUGCUGUUUGGUGCAUAAACAAGCAAUGGUCAGGACCCGUCCCCCCCACCCGUAGGUGGAGGGACGCUACCCUUUCGUCCACCAGGUUAAAUUCCAACAUGCAGGCUCUGAGCCACGGGGCAACAAGUAUUGCCACCCCCGCCCGCCUCUCACCAGCAGUGAGAGGCGUCCAUCCCCUUUCGAGAGGACUGGUUCCAGAGCCCUUGCUGUGCGUUGAAGUGAGACCAACUAGAUUCAGCCGGAACUUCUCCACUUCGCGCACCAGCUCAGGCUCCUGCCCCCCCAAGCGAGGUGACGUUCCACGUCCCAAGAGAACGCUUCUGUAGCCGAGGAUUGGACCGCUAAGGGCCCUGCCUUCGACUUCCGCCCAGCUCACAAUGCACCCAACUUCUACAGGUGGUGAGCCUAUUGGAGGGGGGACCCACGUUGCCUCUUCAGUCUGUGCCUGGCUGGGCCCCAUGGGGGCAGGCCCGGCCACCAGGCGCUCGACAUCAAGCCCCACCUUCAGGCCUGGCUCUAGAGGGGGGCCUUGAUUCUGAUUCUGACCUGCGUUUAGGCAAGGGAAACCUAAAAGUCUUUGAAUACAUUAUUAAUGAGAUAUAAUAUUAAAUAUUCCACAAAUCUUACACGUCACCUAAAACAUAAAGCUAAUAUUUAGCUAAUAUAGCAUGUACUAUCAUUCUUUGUUUACUGUGUAAUCAUCAAACAAACUCAAUGCAUUGGUACUUCUGCACAAUCUAGUAAAAAUUAGUACAAGAAAAAAUACAAAAAUAUUGUCUUUACAAAAUAAUAAUGCACAGUUUUGAUAGGCAACAUUGAAAGGUAAAAUUACAAAAAUAAACAAAUGUUUACAUUAAUCACAAUGUGACAGUGGAAGUCAAAACUAACUAACCCAAUUAUUUUUUAAAUCAUCUGCAAGAUUACUGGAAAUUUACUGAAAAACAACUGAAAAAACAUGUAUUAAUAUCAAAACAAACCUUUGCGUGAAUGUGUAGGACAUGUGCUCCCAACAUGCUGGUUAUAUAUUGUAACUCUUAUAAGGCUCUUAUUGGUUUAUUUAGGAGUGCCUAUUAAAGUUUAUACCAUUGCUGUCAACCGACUAAAAUGUGUAGAUUAAUCCCAUGCGUGAUGUAGUCAAAUAGAUUAAUCAUGUUUAAUAUCCAAUUAAUCUUGUUUUGUUUAAUUUUUUUUAAUUAUUAUUGUGUUUCUCAAUGAGGUUUUGUACAAUGCAUCUUAAAAUUGUGUAAUUCCGAGUUACUGUGUGCUACUCAUCACGAUUACUCAUACAAAUUAAUUACUCUUGAUUAAGUAGUUUAUAUAUCACAGUGGUCCCAUAUUUAAUGCAAUAUAGUGUCAUGUUUAUUCCUUUUAGCACCUCUACCUGCUUUUCCAUUAACUCCUUCAAAUUUGUUUUUAGACAUCUGGGCACAAAAAUGAAGAAGUCAGAUUCUUCUGUCUUCUCCCUGGAGGCUGACGACAGGACGGAGGCGGACAAACAUCGCCACAAAUCCCCAAAUCAAGAUGCUCUAGUGUCGGUUUUAAGUGUGGGCCACGAGGCGCCCUUAGCCCCCAUGGACACUGACUACCAGGAGGAAAUGGAGAAGACCAAACCUCAAAUACGCUUCAACCUCAACUUUGGCAAAGGAAUCCAAGGUGAGGAUCCAAACAAGAGAGAAGACAGUCAGUGCUUUAACAUCAACGGGUUGUUUGACGCAGUGGCCAGCAGGGACGCUACAAGGUUGGACGGCCUGCAUCAGUACUUGCAUCAAAACAUGAAGAAACUUUCAGACACUUUGUAUCAGUCGUACGGUAAAACUGCCCUGAUGAAGGCUCUGCUGCACCUCCAAGACGACGAGAACCCGAUGGUUGAAUUAUUGUUGGACAUCUCGGAGAGGAUAGGGGACAUUAAAGAGUUUGUGAAUGCAGCUUACACCGAUACGUACUACAAAGGGCAGACAGCGUUGCACAUCGCCAUCGAGAGGAGGAGUCUGAAAUAUGUCAAACUUCUGCUCAGUAAAGGAGCAGACGUUCAUGCAAGAGCCUGUGGAAAGUUCUUCCAGCCUCAUGACGGCCCAAACUUCUACUUUGGUGAGCUGCCUUUGUCUCUGGCUGCGUGCACAAACCAGCCUGACAUGGUGGCCUUCCUCCUGGACAAUGACUACCAGCAGGCCAAUGCAAAUAUCGCCGACUCUCAGGGCAACACGGUGCUGCACGCCUUGGUGGUGGUAGCCGACAACACCAAGGAUAACACAGACUUCAUCACCAGUAUGUAUGACUUCAUCCUGACCACCACCGCCCGACUCAAACCCAAAGUCAACCUGGAGGAGACCGAAAACAACAACAGGCUGACGCCUUUUAAACUGGCUGCCAAGACCGGAAAAAGUGGGAUUUUUGCACACAUCCUGAAGCGAGAGUUCCACGAGAGUCACACCAAACACUUGUCUCGCAAAUUCACUGAGUGGGUUUACGGGCCGGUCCACUGCUCCUUGUACGACUUGGCCUCUGUGGACUCCGUGGACGACAAGUCGGUCCUGGAGAUACUGGUCUACGGCAGCGACAUCCCUAACCGCCAUGCGAUGCUUCAGACAGAACCUCUGAGGCAGCUGCUGAACGACAAAUGGAAAAGGUUUGCAAGUCGACUCUUUGGUGUCAACUUCUUGGUCUACUUGGUGUACCUAAUUAUCUUCACUAUGGUGGCCUACAACAAAAAGAAUGGAAAGACACCAUUCCCUGUGGAACACAACACUGUAGGUUAUUUGUAUGUUGCAGGGCAGAUACUGUUAACUUUCGCAAACUGCUAUUUCUUCUUCAUUGGGUUAUUAGAUAUGAAGAGGAAACAACCGAAGCUGCAGACCCUGCUGAUUGAUGGAUAUUAUGAUAUUCUUUUCUUUUUGCAGGCCGUGCUCUUCCUGGUAGCGGCUGCCCUUUACGUUUUAGGUUGGGAAGCAUACCUUGGCUUCCUGGUGUUUAGUUUGGCUCUCAGCUGGGUCAACAUGCUGUACUUCGCCAGGGGCAGCAGACACAUGGGCAUCUACAGCGUCAUGAUACAGAAGAUGAUCCUCAGCGAUAUCCUGCGCUUCCUCUUUGUCUAUGUCGUCUUCCUGUUUGGAUUUUCAGCAGCGGUGGUCACGUUGCUCAUCGAGCCCCCAGCGGAAAACAACACCAAAAAGCAACAGCGCCUCUACGGACCCACCUACCCCGAGGCCGAAUGCGUCAAACCCACUUUCUAUAACAUCUCCUACACCACGCUGCAGCUCUUCAAGUUCACCAUCGGCAUGGGUGACAUGGAGUUCACCGAUGACUACAAGUACAAGGAGAUCUUCUACGUGUUACUCAUCUCCUACAUCAUCCUCACCUACAUCCUGCUCUUCAACAUGCUCAUCGCCCUCAUGAACCGCACCGUGGAGAAGAUCACCGCGGAGAGCGCCAGCAUCUGGAAGCUACAGAGAGCCAUCACCAUUCUGGAUAUGGAGAAAAGGUUGCCAUUCUGUCUGAGGAAGAGGCUUCGCUGCGGGGUGGAUAAAAACCUGGGCACCACCUCCGAGCAAGACCGCCGACGCUGUUUCAGAGUGGAGGAAGUCAACUGGAACAAAUGGAACAUCAACCUGAGAAACAUCAGCGAGGAGCCAGGUUACUGCGAUCAAACCCGUCAGAUGGCCUCAGACAACCAGCCUGUCAGAACAAACCGAGGGAGGAGCUGGAUAAAUUUAUUUUCAGAGAGCAGGAGAGGAGCUUAUGAGUCCACUGAGAUGAGGGACAUCACCCACACAUGAAGUAGCCAUCUUAUAUUGCAACAUUAAUUCUUGGACGGGUUAUGUUUUGUUAAAGUCUUCUUUUAGUGGUGCUAUAAUAACAUACAACGUGGUCAGUUGUGAUCAUGAUUUUCAUUACAACAAAUUGUACGAGUUGAGAAUAGAAAAAUAACAGAUUUGCUGUGAAGUGGAAAAGGGUAGGUAGGAUUAAAUAAAUUCUGCAUCUCCUAAUGUAUCAUAUUGUAACUGUAUGCAAGUUUGAAAUAAAUCUAAACCAUAA
Molecule: messenger RNA, 6198 nt
Organism: Nerophis lumbriciformis (worm pipefish)
Lineage: Eukaryota; Metazoa; Chordata; Actinopteri; Syngnathiformes; Syngnathidae
Source: RefSeq, a predicted model, not a curated record